Metarhizium acridum CQMa 102 is the source of this 1242-nucleotide messenger RNA. RefSeq names its product tRNA-dihydrouridine synthase 2 (gene dus2). The record is from RefSeq and is a predicted model, not a curated record. Gene Ontology annotation, molecular function: flavin adenine dinucleotide binding; tRNA dihydrouridine synthase activity. NCBI's taxonomy places the organism in Eukaryota, Fungi, Ascomycota, Sordariomycetes, Hypocreales, Clavicipitaceae. Gene Ontology annotation, cellular component: cytoplasm. Gene Ontology annotation, biological process: tRNA dihydrouridine synthesis.
AUGGCUACCCAAGUCAACAAAGUCCCCAUCCCCCGCCGGGGAGUCGAUUAUCGGGGCAAGAUUGUCCUUGCGCCGAUGGUGCGCUCGGGCGAAUUGCCGUCGAGGCUGCUGGCUCUUCACUAUGGAGCGGAUCUCGUCUGGGGUCCGGAAACCAUUGAUCGUGCCAUGAUUGGAACGACUCGGCGAGUCAACCAAAAUACGAGGACUAUCGAAUGGACCCGAAUGUCCUCCCAGGGCCACAAGGAACCGCCGCCAGAUGCCAAAGAAAGCAUAAUUUACAGAGUGUUCCCGGAAAAGGAGGCAAACAAGCUCAUCUUUCAAAUCGGCACCGCCGACCCCGACCGCGCUGUCGAAGCCGCCCGCCUUGUCGCUGCAGACGUCGCAGGCAUCGAUGUCAACGCGGGUUGCCCCAAGCCCUUCAGCACCAGCGGCGGCAUGGGCGCAGCCCUCCUCAGGACACCAGACAAACUCGUUGCGAUCCUUGAGGCCUUGGUCAAAAAUAUCACCCCCGAGUUCGACAUCGGCAUCAGCGUCAAGAUUCGUAUCCUCGAGACACCCGCCGAGACGGAAGCCCUCGUCAGACGACUCGUCGCCACUGGCAUCACUGGUUUGACUGUCCACUGCCGAACCACCCCCAUGAGACCCAGAGAGCGCGCUAUUCGCGACCAACUACGCAUGGUCGCAAAUAUAUGUCACGAAGCAGGUGUCGCGUGCAUUAUGAACGGCGAUGUUGAAAACCGCGAUCAGGGAUUAAAGUUGGCAGAGAAGUAUGGUGCCGAUGGAGCCAUGAUCGCCGUUGCCGCUGAAAAGAACCCCAGCUGUUUUCGGAGCGAGGCAGACGGCGGCCUGUUGGGUUGGGAGCCCGUCGUGGAGCAGUACAUCAAGUACGCCAUGGAAAUCAGCAAUCGGUUCAGCAAUACCAAGUAUCUCCUGGCGCAAAUGAUUCCCGGAAAAGCAAAACCCUAUAAGACUGUGCAGCAGUCCAAGUCCUACACAGAAGUUUGCAAUGCUUUGGGACUCGAGCACCUUCUCGAGAAGGCGCAGGAUUGCGAUAUGCAGAGGGGGCUGGACAAGCCAAAGGAAAAGUUGUCAAAAAAGGCCAGGAAAAAUGCCAGUGCAUUGGCUGCGGGCGGGCAAAUGGUUGAGGCGAGGGCUCAGAGCCAGCAUCGCAAAACGCUGUCUGAACGAAAUGUCGGUCCCAAGACUGCGCCUGAGCCGGCACCCGUUGCAACUGCGGUUUAA